Messenger RNA from Cylindrotheca closterium, 711 nucleotides. NCBI's taxonomy places the organism in Eukaryota, Bacillariophyta, Bacillariophyceae, Bacillariales, Bacillariaceae. The record is from the annotation of a GenBank genome assembly.
AUGAGUCAAAGCACCGCCUAUCAUUCCAUGCGCGACAAAAAUGGAGAAAUGUCUGAGUUUCACACUUGGAGUUCCGAGCAACUUGGUUUGUUCUUUCGGAACAAGGGACUGGGAGAAUACAGCGAUCUGUUGCGCAAGCACAAAAUCACGGGACAGCUAGCUCCACUCCUCGAGGACUCGGAUCUGAAGGAAAUUGGAAUCUAUGUGGUGGGAGACCGUCUCAUGUUCAAACGUCACCUUAAAGAAUUAUCUAGAAGGGAUAGAUUCAAUUCGCGGAUGGAAAUUCUGUGGAAUGGAGAGGAACAGGUCUUUUUUUCGAAUGUGGAUCGAUCCUUUUUUACAUGCUGGGGGAUGUGUCCAGUAGAUCCUAGUACCUAUAGUCUUAGAACCAAUCAUUUGCGAGUCAAAAAGGUGCAACCAGUUCGUUGUGGACCCGUCCGACUUUGGUGCUGUGGAACCUAUCAUCACAGCAACAAUAUUGAUUUGUCCAAAGUCGAUGAUGUGGAUGUAUAUGGGAUUCCAGCGCCCUGCGUACAAAGGUCUUGCUGUUGUGCCAGAGGAAAAGACCGUAUUGAUAUAGAAAGUCGCUUUGAAAAUGGUGGCGAAAAGAUUUCCCUGAUUUUGGAACAGGGCAAAGGCGACGAAGUUGCGGCCAUGAUUCUGAAUCAGGUCGAAGAAUCGCAGCAAAUGGAUCGAGGCACCUCGUUUUAG